AUGGUCAAGGAAACGAAGCUCUAUGACCAGCUGGCCAUCAAGCCAGAUGCGUCACAAGAUGAGAUCAAAAAGGCCUACCGAAAAAUGGCCUUGAAAUGGCAUCCGGACAAGAACAAAGACAACGCCACCGCCUCGGAAAAGUUUAAAGAGUGUUCGCAAGCCUACGAGAUUCUGUCCGACCCGGAGAAGCGGAAAACCUACGAUACUUACGGUCUCGAAUUCAUCCUUCGCGGCGGCGUGCCAUACGAGGGCGACGCGGACGCGGGCGGUGCCUUUGGUGGUGGCGGUAUGCCCGGUGGCUUCUCCGGUAUGAACUUUGGCGGCAUGCCGGGCGGCGGUGGCGGCACACGCACAUUCAACUUCUCCACGGGUGGCGGCCCAGGCGGGGGGUUCAAGUUUAACGCCCCCGACACCACGUUUGCCGACUUCUUGCGCACAACUGGCGCAGAGGGUCUCGAGGACCUGCUCGGCGGAGGCCUUGGCGGAGGCAGUUUCGGCGGCGGCAUGCCUCGCUCAUCACGGUCGGGCGGAGGGUCCUUUGGCGGUGGAGGUGGCGAUCCGUUUGGUCGCAGCGCACGGCACCACACGCCCGAAGUCAGCACCGUCGAGCGGCCGCUGCCGGUGACACUCGAGGAAAUGUUCAACGGCACAACCAAGCGCAUGAAGAUCAAGCGCAAGAUGUACGACGAGAGCGGCAAGCGCACAACGACGGAUACGGUCCUCGAGGUGCCUAUCAAGGCCGGUCUUAAGAAGGGCAGCAAGAUCCGCUUCAAGGGCGUGGGCGACCAGGAAGAGGGCGGUCAGCAAGACCUCGUUUUUAUUGUGGAGGAGAAGAAGCACCCCAUCUUCACACGCGACGGCGACGACAUCGUGGCCCAUGUUGACCUCAACCUCAAGGAGGCCCUGACGGGCUGGAAGCGCACAGUGUCGACGAUUGACGGCAAACAAAUCAACCUCGACAAGUCGGGCCCCACACAGCCCGGCUCAAACGACACAUACCCGUCACUGGGCAUGCCGAUAUCCAAGGAGCCAGGCCAGCGCGGCAAGUUUAUCGUCAAGUAUAACGUCAAGUUCCCAACGACCCUGACACCGGCCCAGAAGCAGAAAUUAAGAGAGAUCCUGUAA
Molecule: messenger RNA, 1125 nt
Organism: Sporothrix brasiliensis 5110
Lineage: Eukaryota; Fungi; Ascomycota; Sordariomycetes; Ophiostomatales; Ophiostomataceae
Exons: 2
Coding region: 1-1125 (374 amino acids)
Biological process (GO): translational initiation
Cellular component (GO): cytosol
Molecular function (GO): protein-folding chaperone binding
Source: RefSeq, a predicted model, not a curated record